Messenger RNA from Anopheles nili, 1066 nucleotides. It is a transcript of the gene imd, whose product is annotated as protein immune deficiency. Gene Ontology annotation, biological process: signal transduction. The transcript is spliced from 2 exons. NCBI's taxonomy places the organism in Eukaryota, Metazoa, Arthropoda, Insecta, Diptera, Culicidae. The record is from RefSeq and is a predicted model, not a curated record. Gene Ontology annotation, molecular function: protein binding. Bases 1 to 831 code for a protein of 276 amino acids.
AUGGUAAAGUUUUCUAAUUUAAUAGGAAAUUUGUUCAAUAAAACUGCAUCGUUGAAGCUUGAAACCGAUGCAGUUCCUUUACCACCGCGUGCGAAACAAGAAACCCAAGAAGAAAUGACGACAGCCCAGUCUAAUACAGCUACACUGCAAAGCGCGAAUUUCCUAAAUAACAACCAAAGCGGAAUACCGAACGCCCUGUCUGGAUCGGAGCAUUUGGCGUUGGUUCCAAAUCCUUCUACACAACCAGCGCCCACGAUGACCGUAGGAAAUAUUAACCCUUCACACACGAUUGUGAACAAUGUGCAGCAUAACACUCUGGCGGUCCCGCAAACAUCGAUUUCCAAUACAACCGGAAUGCAGGUCUACCAAAUAAAGAACGCAAACAAUUUACACAUCGGAAACAGCUAUACUUAUAACGCCGCUGCAGUCGAGGAUGCACCUUCAUCAAGUGGCUCUUUGCCGGGACCAUCAAGCGUUAAAUGGGCAAACUUGCGACUUUCAAAUACCAUUUCACAAAUAAUGCAGUGCGAGGACGACGUGGAUACGGAAAUCAUCGAUACUAUUUCGCGACACUUGGGAUUUGAGUGGAAAAGCUUUGCGCGUAAAUUAGAAUACUCGGAGGGACAGAUAGAUGCCUUCGAAGCCGACAACAAUACUUUAUCUGAGCGAAUCUACGAUUUUGUGUUGGACUGGACUCGCAACGAAGAUGAACCAACGCUUGGGAGGCUAGUAACACUGUUAUGGAAUAACAAGCACAAGGAAACGGUAUAUUACAUCAAGCAAUUGUGGAAAAAACGAAGAGAACAAAGCUCUCCAGGUCGAAGCAGUUAACACUGUGCAAAAGUACGUUACCACACUCAUUCCACUUCUAUGCAUAGCAUAGAUGCAUUUUAUAAUCAUAUUAUUUUUUGGACGCCCAAUUUUAAUAGGAAUUUUAUUUUAAACCGCCUAAUUUUAAACGGGCGCUAUGGCUAUUCGUAUAACGUAAUCUUUUUAUCUCAACUUACGAACAAAAGGUAUAUGAUAGUUUAAAUGUGUGAUACCGAGAGAUGUGAAGCUUGAAAAC